Messenger RNA from Eurytemora carolleeae, 1119 nucleotides. RefSeq names its product macrodontain-1. The record is from RefSeq and is a predicted model, not a curated record. Bases 20 to 1087 code for a protein of 355 amino acids. Gene Ontology annotation, cellular component: lysosome. Lineage: Eukaryota; Metazoa; Arthropoda; Copepoda; Calanoida; Temoridae. Gene Ontology annotation, molecular function: cysteine-type endopeptidase activity. The transcript is spliced from 11 exons.
AUCCUCUGGAUUCACAACAAUGAGAGUGUUGAUAUUAUUGAGCCUGCUUGGCCUGGCGUUUGCCACCGAAGAUGUCUUCCUGAACUUCGCCAAGGAGUUCAACAAGUCCUACAAGGAUGGAAAGGAUCUUAUCAGCAGAAGGGCUAUCUUCAUGAACAACUAUGAAAAAAUGGUGAAGCACAAUGAAAGGUAUGAGGCUGGUCUUGAGAGCUGGGCCCAGAAGGUUCACGAGGAUAUGGAUCUCACCAGUGCAGAGUGGAUGAGUAAGAGGACAGGUGGACUUCCUUUGUAUGAUGAAAAGACCGAAUUCGUUGAUACUCUUGAUGAAAGAAUUGUUGCCAAGCUGAAGGAAAUGAAAGGAACUCCCAGGGAGUUUAGCUGGACUGACAGUGGUGCUGUUACCUCUGUGAAAAACCAGGCGCAAUGUGGAAGCUGUGCGGCCUUUUCAGUAAUUGGAGCUGUAGAAUCUUGCUUCAACAUCCAGAGAGGAAAAGUUAUUGAUGAUCUCUCUGAACAACAUAUCCUGGAUUGUGCAUACAACCACCAGGUUUCUGAUGAAAGUGGUACAUGGGGAGCAUUCGGUUGUGAUGGAGCUUGGCCUAAUGCGUAUGUUGACUGGCUGAUGGGAAAAAACUACAACCAAAUUGAGUCUGCUUACCCAUACACAUCUGGCAGCUCUGGACAAGUUGGAUCAUGCAAAGCUUCCAGUAAUGGAGCAUACACAGAUGCUUGGGUUACUGGUAUGUACAAUGUCUGGUACUGCAAAGAGUCAGACAUGGAGAACCUUGUCAUGAUCAACCCUGUCAGUACUUCUCUUCAGGCUACAGAUAACUGGGGUGGAUACAGUCAUGGUGUAAUGGAUGAUAGAAUGUGCUGUGAUGCCGCAACCGAUUCCAGCUGUAUUUACAACCUGAACCAUGCUAUCCUUGUUGUUGGAUUUGGACAUGAUACUGCAUCCGGACUAGACUACUGGCUUAUCAAGAACUCAUGGGGAUCACGUUGGGGAGAGUCUGGAUACAUGAAGCUGAAGAGAGGAACUGGACAUUGUGGAGUUGGAUCACUUCAUCAAACUAUUCCUCAUUGUUAACUUUUAGAUUGAAAUAUAUUGAUAAGAUCAUA